CCCAAGUGAAGAAGCUUUGCCUCUUACAAUCUUCUUCACAUUUCACAAAAUUUCUUUUCUUUUUGAUCUCCUUGAACCUAAACCAUUUCAACCAUGCUAUUCUUCAUUCUCUUUCUCUCCAUCAUCUCUCCAGUUCAAUUGGUGGAUCAAAGGAUCCAUCAUCCUUCAAAGUGUGACCACCUCUCAAGAUUUCCAACAAAGGGAUUCACCAUGGUUUUGAAGGUUUCACUCAGUGGUUGUGGAAGGUUUAAAAGAAUCCAAGAUGCUAUUGAUGCAAGUAUUGGAUCAAGCCAAAGCAAGACACUAAUCUUAAUUGACUUUGGCAUCUAUAGGGAAAGAGUUAUCUUUCCAAAGAACAAAAUCAAUCUUGUGGUGCAAGGAAUGGGAUACACAAGAACAUCCAUAGAAUGGAACAAUACCGCAUCUUCUUCCAAAGGUACUUCCGAAAGUUUUUCGGUUGCGGUUUUUGGAGAUAAAUUCACCGCAUACAACAUAAGCUUCAAGAAUACGGCUCCCGCACCAAACCCCGGAGCAAUCGAUGCACAAGCGGUAGCUUUACGAGUUUACGGAGACAAAGCCGCAUUCUAUGGAUGUGGCUUCUAUGGGAACCAAGACACACUUUUGGACCAAGAAGGAAGGCAUUUUUUCAAAGAAUGUUUCAUCGAAGGAUCAAUCGACUUUAUAUUCGGUAACGGGAGAUCCCUUUACGAGGAUUGCACAAUCCAUUCGGUCGCAAAGGAAAAUACACUUGGUUGUAUUACGGCAAAUGGAAAGGUACUACCAAACGAGCGAGCGGGAUUCGUUUUCGUGAAUUGCAAGAUUACGGGAAGCGCGAAAGUGUGGCUCGGACGUGCAUGGAGACCUUAUGCAAGUGUUGUCUUCUCCAAGACAUACAUGUCUAGAGUUGUUUCUCUUGAUGGGUGGAAUGACAUGGGAGAUCACAAGGCACAAAGGACUGUGUAUUACGGAGAGCAUCGGUGCUACGGACCAGGAGCCAAUCACAUUAAACGGGUUCCCUAUGCGAAGCAACUCACCGAUGUGGAAGCGGCUCCUUUCACCAACAUCUCCUUUAUCGAUGGAGAGCAGUGGCUUUAGAGCUUAAUCCAUGCUUUACUUACAAAGAUAAAUAAUUUGUCCAUGGAUUGUAUUGGUUAUUAUAUUAAUUAGGAGAGUAAAAACAGUGAACUUGCCUUUUCUCAUGCAAAAACUAGUAGAAAUCAAGAGUUUAGAUUCAU
Molecule: messenger RNA, 1235 nt
Organism: Arabidopsis arenosa
Lineage: Eukaryota; Viridiplantae; Streptophyta; Magnoliopsida; Brassicales; Brassicaceae
Source: the annotation of a GenBank genome assembly